AUGUUUAAUGAGGCUUUGUACGGCAAAAGAAGACGGCAAAAUAAUACACUCAUAGAUAAUUGGAUCGAUAAGUAUUUACUCGAAGAUUCAGAAGAAGAAGAUAUCGAUAGAAGCUCUAUCCCAAUUACUCGUAGAUGGAUCAACAGAGAUCGAGAAGCAGGACAUGAUCGCCUUUUCCAAGAUUACUUUGCAGAUGAACCGGUGUAUAAUGCUGACAUUUUCCGACGGAGAUUUCGAAUGAGAAGACAUGUGUUCCUUCGGAUAGUAGACGCUCUCUCAAACGUCUAUCUGUAUUUCCAACAGAGGGUUGAUGCAACUGGAAGAAGAGGCUUGUCGCCACUCAAGAAAUGUACCGCUGCGAUACGGAUGUUAGCAUAUGGCGUAGCAGCUGAUGCUAUUGAUGAUUAUGUGCGCAUAGGCGAGAGCGCUACAAUUGAAUGCUUGGAAAAAUUUGUUGAAGGUGUCAUUUCAGUGUUCGAGGAUGAAUACUUGCGAAAACCCAAUCCAAAUGACGUACAACGCCUGCUACAAAUGGCGGAGGGUCGUGGCUUUCCUGGCAUGUUGGGUAGCAUUGACUGCAUGCAUUGGCAAUGGAAAAAUUGUCCAAAGACGUGGAAAGAUAUGUACAUGAGUGGUUAUCGUGGGGUUGCAACCAUAGUACUUGACGUUGUAGCAUCUUCAGAUCUUUGGAUAUGGCAUGCGUUAUUUGGAGUUUCUGGUUCAAAUAACGAUAUCAAAGUGUUAGAUCGUUCUCCAGUGUUUGAUGAUAUUCUAAAUGACUGUGUUCCGGAAGUCAAUUAUACUAUUAAUGAUAAUAAUUAUACAAUGGGAUACUAUUUAUCAGAUGGUAUUUAUCCUGAAUGGGCCACAUUUGUCAAAUCAAUCUCAAAGCCACAAGGGGAUAAACACAAGUUAUUUGCACAAUACCAAGAAGGGCAAAGAAAAGAUGUGGAACGAGCAUUCGGAGUGCUGCAAGCACGCUUUGUAAUUAUACGUGGUCCAGCUCGUUUUUGGAAAAAGAAGAAGCUUGCCAACAUAAUGAGAGCUUGUAUUAUAUUGCAUAAUAUGAUUGUUGAGGAUGAAAGAGACACUUAUGCAGGAAAUUUUGCUCAAGGCUUAGAGUAUGAUGAUGUUGAAAAUGGCUUAUCACAACCUCAGCUAGGAGGAGAAGAUUUUGCACCAUACCAUCAAUUUCUCCUAAGAAAUGCCCAACUUCGAAAUAGGCAGCAGCAUAGACAAUUGAAAAAGGACUUGAUUGAACACAUAUGGCAAUUUCACAAUGCUUGUCGUCAACUAUAGAGUUUAAUUAUGUUUUUCUUUGUAUUAAGUAAUUUUACAAAUUAGUG
Molecule: messenger RNA, 1346 nt
Organism: Arachis ipaensis
Lineage: Eukaryota; Viridiplantae; Streptophyta; Magnoliopsida; Fabales; Fabaceae
Source: RefSeq, a predicted model, not a curated record